This is a messenger RNA of Uranotaenia lowii, 396 nucleotides long. RefSeq lists its product as uncharacterized. The record is from RefSeq and is a predicted model, not a curated record. The coding region runs from base 1 to 396 and encodes 131 amino acids. The transcript has a single exon. Lineage: Eukaryota; Metazoa; Arthropoda; Insecta; Diptera; Culicidae.
AUGGAUCCAAGUACGAAUCUGGACAAUACGAUGUGCCCAACCACGUGGGAUGAAAUUCUAGAGAAGGAGGUUCCGUACAAGGAAGCUGUUGGUUGCCUGACAUAUUUGGCUCAAGGAACGAGGCCGGAUAUUAGUUUCGCCGUGAACCAGGUCAGCCAAUUCUGCAGUAACCCUGGUCGCCCACACUGGGAAGCUGUGAAAAAGCUAUUCAAGUAUCUGAAGGAAACCGUUUCCAACUUAUCGAAGACAGCCGAACAGGAUCUAGUUGGAUGUUCGGAUGCGGAUUAUGGAGGAGAUCCUGAUAGCCGAAAAUCGACAACUGGCAAUGUUUUCACCAUGAUGGGAGGAGCUGUGUCAUGGAAAGUGAAGCGGCAAGCAACUGUUGCGUUGUCUUAA